AUUGGAAUAAGAAUGGAAUUGAAAAAUGUGGUGAAGGACAAGAAAUUUUGGAUGGCAUCUUUCAUCAUUGCUUGGGCUGCAGCUCUUCAGGGUCACAUGAUGUGGUUGCAGCGCCAGAAUUCCUUCAAAGAAAAAUUCGGUAACCCCCAAGACCAUCCUCAAAACCCUAACUAACUCACUCUCUUAGAUCACACCUUCGCUUCUAUUCUGUUUCUAUGCUUCAAUUUAUUAUUAUAUUAAACAAUCUUCAUCUUCCGCUGUUUAUCAAUUUGAAUCAUGCAUAUGUUGUAUGUUUAUCAACUGUGAAACUGCUCAAUAGCACAUGUUAAAACAGAAAUGAUGAAAUCUAAAACCAUGCCCUUUUCAUUCAAUUUAAUUUCAGAUUUGGUUCACCUGUAAUCACUGGUUGCAUGAUUAUGUAUGUGUUGAUCAAUUCAAACCAGUAGUUUUGUGCGUCCUAUUAAUAGAUUAUAACUUAUGAAUCCCGCUAGGGCUUUCCGAUGAAAACUCUCAUCCAUGUCACCAAUUUCUUCUCCAAUGAUUCUCCCCAGUGACCCAGACUCAUUCUCACAUUAUGGUGCAGAGGAUGGAAGUUGUUGUCGUGGGAGAAUUUUAGUGAGAGCUUUAGUUCAGGUGCCUCGUGUGUUUACAACUAAGUAUAGCUGAGUAAAAAGAAAUUCAAAAUUCAACUUACAAAGCUUUGCUAUACAGAGCUGUCAAUAGUAUUUGACAGAGUGCAGAAACAUCUGAGAGUAGAGAUGUUCUGUUAUGUUGAGUUUGUUUCAAAAACAUUUGUCCCACGUUGUUUCACCAUUCCUUGCUUUAGGCGGCGUUUGUGUUUGACCUUAUCAACUUUGCUAAGAGAUAUGGAGUGCAGAUGAUUGUUGCUCUACUGUUCUGGCAUGUCAGAAAAGGGUGGUGCGCCCUUUGACAUGUGACAACAAUAGUGGUGGCCAUGUUCUACAACUAUCAGAGUGAAGUAGUAGGACAAAAAAUAACCAGUAGUCAUGAUUUCUGUGGAUCACAAACAACCCUCCAAGUGUGUCUUAUGGAUCCUAAGUAAGAGGAUAAUCUGGAUUACUUUCCAAGAACUAAUAUCCACACUUAGCAAAUUACACAUUAGGUUUUCUUAUUCUACUUUUUAACAAAGAAAGCAUUAGCUCUGUUGUUGGAAUGACCAGUGUUGGGUUCUAUCUUUUAGGACUAGCCAGUCUAAAAACCUUCUGUGUAUAGGUUUAUCUCAUUAUAUAUGGUUAAAAACAUUGAAGUGAAUAUGAAAAUCUAAGGCUAUGUUUGGAUUAGUAGAGGCA
This is a messenger RNA of Vigna angularis (adzuki bean), 1310 nucleotides long. RefSeq lists its product as uncharacterized. The record is from RefSeq and is a predicted model, not a curated record. The transcript is spliced from 2 exons. The annotation marks the transcript as partial. NCBI's taxonomy places the organism in Eukaryota, Viridiplantae, Streptophyta, Magnoliopsida, Fabales, Fabaceae.